Molecule: messenger RNA, 3843 nt
Organism: Heterocephalus glaber (naked mole-rat)
Lineage: Eukaryota; Metazoa; Chordata; Mammalia; Rodentia; Bathyergidae
Gene: Cib3
Product: calcium and integrin binding family member 3
Biological process (GO): calcium ion homeostasis
Molecular function (GO): calcium ion binding; magnesium ion binding
Source: RefSeq, a predicted model, not a curated record
UAGCUGGGCAUGGUGGUGCAUGCCCGUCUGCAUUCCCACCACUUGGAAGGCCAAGGCAGGUGGAUCAAAAUUUCAGAUCCAGUGUGGGCAAUUCUGGCAGCCAAGCUUCAGCCAAUCAUAGCAGCCAACUGACCAUCCCAUGGGCCAGGUAGACAAAGGCCCAGCUGUAGCCCAUCAGCUGCUUCCCUCUUCUCACCUCCCUUUUGUAUCAACACUGUGCCUGCUUUGCUGGGAGGAUCUCUGAGAACUUGUUUGGUUCUAAGGGCUGCAUGAUUCGUGCGUCCUUCUUUGCUGAAACUCUGCUGAACUCAAUAUCUCCAAACAUUUUUUAACACAGCCAACAACACUGCAGUCAAGAUGUGGAACUUGUCUCGCUCCCCUCCCCCUUCAUUAAUUCCCCCGCUUGCCAGAACAGAAAGUGGAUUCUGGACGUUUCAUAUAAAUGGAAUCAUACAAUGUGCUGAGAUGGGCCAGGGAUUUAGCUUAGUGGUUCUGCCACCUGCCUCGCAAGCACAAUGGACCUGAGUUCGAUCCCCGGUACCAAAAAAAGAGAACCCAACAUGCUGAGAUUGUUUUGCUCAGCCUAAUGUUUCUUCUUGGGUUAUUUGCCUUUGUACUGUUGAGUUGUAAGAGUUCAUUAUGUAUUAUGCGUACUAGUCCCUUAUCAGAUCCAUGAUUUGCAGAUAGCUUUUCCAUUCUGUAGGGAUGGAUGAGUUUCUGUGUGAACACAGUUGUACUAGUUGAUGCUUACUAGAGUCAGAUGUAGAAGAGUGCAAAGACAUCUGUCUGUCUGUGUGCUAGAGACUGGAACCGCCGAGGGCCUGGAUCUCAUGGCAAUGUCCCGCAUGAGUCCACUCAGAGGCCUAGAGCCCACAGCAGUGUCUCAUGCAAGUCUGCGUGGAGGAUCCGCACCGGCCAAAGCCCAGUGGAGGAGGCCAGAAAGCCUGCACUGGCAGGGUGAAGGAUUGUGCCACAGGCUGAGGGAGCGUCACUGGACCCAGGAGGCGAUGCUCAAGACCAAGGCGAAGACCAGAGCUCCCCUGCCCAAACCAGCAGCCAUCCUCAGUGACAGCGAGGACCUGAGCUGGCAUCAGGAAAACCAGCUGCUUCUCCUUUUAUGCCAUUGGCAACAAGCCUCAGGGGGGUCUUCCAGGCCCAGGACCACAUUGACUCAGUUCAGCUGGGCCUUCCCACUCAAGCUGACCAUUAAUUAAUCCACCACGACAGUUGUAAAUAUUUCACUAGGAUAUUUAAAUGAGUCGUUUUAAGUUUACAGCAAAAUUGAGCAGAGGGGGCACAGGUUUCCCAGGUACUUGCUGCUCCCACAGCUGCAGUGGCUCCAUUAUGCAAGAAGUCUCCACCUACUAAUGAGUAACGGAUGAGUCUACGUGGAUAUGUAAUUAGCAAACACAGGCUAUCGUUUACCCCAGGACUCGCUCUCGGUUGAACACAGGUGUGUGGGGUGCAGGAAAGUGAACACAGGACCUUCACACUGAGCUAAUGUUCCCGGCCCUUUCUAAACAUUUGAGACAGCGUCUCACUAAGUUGCCCACGGUAGUCUUGAACUUUUGAUCCUCCUGCUUCAGCCUCCUAAGGUGCUGGGAUCAUAGCUGUGCACCACCAUUCCGGGCUUGGACGGAGGUUGUUCUACGCAUCGGAGGCGGUCACACGGCCACCCAAGGGCUUGGCUGUAACCUGAGUCUGCCCGCCUGGGGGUGAGGGCCGGGCAGGGACGUUUGCCCACACACUGGUGUGCAGCCAGCCAGCCCCAGCGCCCAGGAGACAGAGGGCCUUGCCAUGGGCAGCAAGCAGACGGUCUUCACGCACGAGCAGCUCGAGGAGUACCAGGACUGCACGUUCUUCACCAGGAAGGAGAUCAUGAGGCUCUUCUACCGAUACCAGGACCUGGCGCCCCAGCUCGUGCCACUGGACUAUACCAGCUGCCCGGCAGUGAAGGUUCCCUACCAGCUCAUUGGCAGCAUGCCAGAGCUAAAGGACAACCCUUUCCGCCAGCGCAUCGCCCAGGUCUUCUCUGAGGAUGGCGACGGCCACAUGACGCUGGACAACUUCCUGGACAUGUUUUCCGUGAUGAGCGAGAUGGCCCCGCGCGACCUCAAGGCCUACUACGCUUUCAAAAUUUACGACUUUAACAACGACGACUACAUCUGUGCCUGGGACCUGGAGCAGACGGUGACCAGGCUGACGAGGGGCGAGCUGAGCGCCGAGGAGGUGACACUCCCCGCCCCGGCAGAGCCGGUUCCCGGACCCUGUGGAAAGCCCUGUGCUGAUUCGUGUGUGACCUCGGCACACUUUCUCAGUUUCCCGGUCUCAGUGGGAUAAUUAGGAGCCACAUGGGCAGCUCUUGUGAGUGAGUGUGGCACUCUGGUCACAAGCAACACGGCUGGACUUCAGUUCUCCCUGCCUGAACAGUUUUGCAGUGAACACCCUGUACAACUGGACUUGGGAGCCUGGGGCGGAAUGAGAACCCCAGCUCGAGGGCUGAGAGGGGAGUUCAGUGAGCGAACACAGGGUUGGGGAAGGAUGAGCCGUGGGCCACAUCUGUCCCGUUUCUGGACUUUUCAUGCGCCAAGAUUGGUUUUUACAUUUCCACAUGGUUGAGAAUAAGAAUAAUAUCCCAGGCGGGCUGGGGAUUUAGCUCAGUGGUUCCGACGCCUGCCUCACAAGUGCAAGGUCCCAAGUUCAAUCCUCAGUACCAAAAAACAAAAACAAAAAAGAAGAAGCCUGUUCCAGUCAAGGCGCGUGACAUGUGUCAUCCCAGGAGUCUGGGAGGGUCAGGCAGGAGGACUGAAACUUUGAGCGCAGCCUGGGCAACUAGUGAGAGACCCUGUCUCAAACGAAACAAAGCAAACUAAACUUGGGCCGGAUGGAGCUCAGUGCAAAGGCCCUGGGUGCAAUCCCAAUACAAAAAAACAAGAACGAAGCCGCUUCCAGGAAUGGAGACAAUGAUAGGAGAGCAUGUUUCCGCGCCCAUCGAGGCAGUUGGUUGGCACAGCGUUGCAGCGCUGGUGUCAGGGUGGCGGUGGGGACAGGCGCGGCUGGCUGUUGCUGUUGACGCUGACCCUCUUCCUGUUUUCAGCACCUUCCACAUCCGCAUCUGAGGAGGCCGCCCGGUGGAGGAGCCUGCGGCAGGGUCACCGACACCCCGCAGGGAGGGAACGGGAAUAAAGACACCGAGUUCCAGCUGCUGUUCUCCCCCUCUGUGUGACCUGGGGUGGCUGGGCCCUCUCUGGGCCGCGUGCGCUGCUCAGGACGAAGGCUAUGGUGCCCCUUUGGGUCUUGGGGCGGCAGCGACAGGGCCGGCGAUCUGCGCGCUGCCCCCCCACGCCCCGGGGCUGUCGCCCCCCCAGUCCUUCAGGGGGCCUGAAAUGUCCCGAUCCAUGGGCGCUGUCCCGGGAAACUCUGAGGGGAGGCGGCAGGAGUGGCAUUCAAAGGCGGCCUGCACUUCCGGCUGGGCGCCCAGCAGGGCUGAGAGGGGCGGUCCCCCGGGGCCUGGAGGGGCCCAGGCCACACCACGAGCCCCUGGCGGGCCUGACUCAGCCAGGGUCCCCAGCCUGGACGCGUGUCUGUGGCCCCGAGCAGCCCGAUGCCCAGUCGAGUUGGCUAAGCACCUGCUGUGUGCCAGGUCCUUGGGAGGGCCUGCCCGCCUGUCCCCCGUGGUGUGGGUGAGGAACAGGCCCAGAGAGGCCUGGACUUGCCAAAGGCCACACAGAGAUGCACCCUGGGGUCCCUUUUUCCCCCCAGUACUUGGCAUUGAACUGAGGGCUUCCAUGCUGAGCUCCAUCCUCAGCCCCACCUUUUUGAGACAGGGUCUCCCUAUGUAUC